Molecule: messenger RNA, 5433 nt
Organism: Sitodiplosis mosellana (orange wheat blossom midge)
Lineage: Eukaryota; Metazoa; Arthropoda; Insecta; Diptera; Cecidomyiidae
Gene: GluProRS
Product: bifunctional glutamate/proline--tRNA ligase
Exons: 8
Coding region: 186-5264 (1692 amino acids)
Biological process (GO): prolyl-tRNA aminoacylation; translation; glutamyl-tRNA aminoacylation
Cellular component (GO): cytoplasm; aminoacyl-tRNA synthetase multienzyme complex
Molecular function (GO): proline-tRNA ligase activity; ATP binding; glutamate-tRNA ligase activity
Source: RefSeq, a predicted model, not a curated record
AUUCCAUACUCGAUGGUGUUGCUUGACGUUGACAGCUGAUCCAUUCUGUCAGUAUAUAAAUGCAAGUGCAUGUGUUGUACUUACAACUCACAUAGUGUUUUUCGUACGGAAUCUACACGGCGACGUGCUACAAGCGGAAAAAAUUGUUAUUGUUCAUCAUAGCAAGCGAAUAAAAAGUGAUUGCAAUGUCGCAAAAAAUCACCUGUAAUGUGAACAAUCCACCAGUUGGUGGUUUGGCUGCCAUUGAGUUGGUGAAGGCAACAAAUCCCGUUGGACUUGAAUGGGGAAAAGAAUCAACAAUUUCAUUUGGCGACGAAAAUGCAAAAUUUGUGUACAAUUCCGAAAAUGAUAUCUUACGUUUCAUCGGUCGCAUUGCCGGCAAGUACAAGCUCUACGGAUCGAAUCCCGUUGAACAGACACAAAUCGAUCAAUGGCUUGCAUUUUCGUUGACAUUCGGAAAUGAUUUGAGCAAAUCAUUGGCAUAUCUUGAGAAAUGUUUGGGUGCAUUGACCUAUUUGGUGACAAACAGUUUGACUAUCGCUGAUUUGGCGGUGUUUUCACAGCUGUCGCGUCAAUUGGUGGGCGCAAAGAAAAUAGGAAUUCCAGGCCAUGUUCAGCGAUGGUAUAAUUUGAUUGAAGCACAAGAAUGUGUGAAACAAGCGUUAGCCGCAUUGCCAGAUGAAGCCAAGAAGACAUUGUCAACAGCCACUGAAACAGCAAUCAAGCGGCAACCGGCAAUUGAACGCAAACAAGAAGGAAAGUUUGUCGAAUUGCCAAAUGCAAGAAUGGGUGAAGUUGUUGUGAGAUUCCCACCAGAAGCAUCGGGAUAUCUGCACAUCGGACAUGCCAAAGCAGCUCUACUCAAUCAGCAUUAUGCUAAUGCAUUCAAGGGAAAAUUGAUCAUGCGAUUCGAUGACACAAAUCCUGCAAAGGAAACUGUCGAAUUCGAACAAGUCAUUUUGGGCGAUUUGAAAUUACUCGAAAUUAAACCCGAUCUAUUCACACACACAUCCAAUUACUUCGAUUUAAUGAUCGAGUACUGUGAACGAAUGCUGAAAGAAGGCAAGGCUUAUGUCGAUGACACCGAACCGGAACAAAUGAAAAAGGAACGCGAAGCGAGAAUCGCAUCAAAGCAUAGAGAUAAUUCAUAUGAGAAAAAUCUUGAAAUGUGGAAGGAAAUGUUGGCCGGUACUGUUGCUGGCAAGAAGUGCUGUGUUCGCGCCAAGAUCGAUAUGAAUUCAAACAAUGGAUGUAUGCGUGAUCCAACCAUUUACCGGUGCAAAGAUGAAGAGCAUCCUCGGACUGGAAAGAAAUACAAAGUGUAUCCCACAUAUGAUUUCGCCUGUCCAAUUGUCGAUGCCAUUGAAGGUGUAACGCAUACUCUCCGAACCACCGAAUAUCACGACCGAAAUCCACAGUUCUUCUGGUUCAUCGAAGCGCUCAACCUGCGUCGUCCAGAAAUCUACGAUUACAGUCGUUUGAACUUGACAAAUACUGUACUUUCAAAACGAAGACUAACGUGGUUCGUGGAUGAGGGUUUGGUCGAUGGUUGGGACGAUCCACGUUUCCCAACGGUACGUGGUAUCGUACGACGUGGUUUGACAGUGAAAGGUUUGAGUGAAUUCAUCAUUGCUCAAGGUUCAAGUAAAGCAGUCGUUUUCAUGGAAUGGGAUAAGAUUUGGGCAUUCAACAAGAAAGUCAUCGAUCCAAUUGCUCCACGUUACACUGCCUUAACACUGAACAAAACGGUUGUCAUCAACGUGGCUGGCGUAAAAGCAGAACAGGUUCAAGUUGCUGCCCAUCCAAAGAAUCCAGAAGUUGGGCAAAAGACCAUUUGGACUGGGCCACGUAUCUUGAUCGACUACGAAGAUGCCGAAACUUUGAAGGAAGGUGAAAACGCUACCUUCAUCAAUUGGGGCAAUUUGCUGAUCAAGAAAAUCAAUCGUGAUGGGAAUAAAAAGAUCACAUCCAUUGAUGCUGUUCCAAAUCUGGAGAAUAAAGACUAUAAAAAGACAGUGAAAUUGACCUGGUUGUAUGAAGGUGAAUCGAAAGAUGAUUUCCCACCAACCGUUUGCGUCUAUUUCGAACAUAUCAUCAGCAAACCAGUGCUCGGCAAAGAUGAAGACUUCAAACAAUACGUUGCAAAGGAUACGAGAAAAGAGGUUCAAAUGUUGGGCGAUCCUGAGUUGAAAAAGUGCAAAGUGGGCGAUAUCAUUCAGUUGCAACGCCGUGGUUUCUUCCGUGUUGACAACGCCUAUGCUCCACCGAGCACACACACUGGCAAAGCGUCAACUGUAAUUCUCUUCGAAAUUCCAGAUGGUUCUCAAAAGUCGUCGAUAGCACCACCAGCCGCUGCUGCUAAAACUAAAACCAUCAGCAGCAGUGCAUCGUCAUCUGCUAAUGGUUUGAGUGAGAAAAUUGCUGCCCAAGGAAAUCUUGUGCGUGAUCUCAAAUCUCAAAAGGCUGAGAAAGCUAAAAUUGAUGCUGCCGUUAAGGUUUUGCUUGCAUUGAAAGCCGACUAUAAGGCACAAACUGGUGCUGAUUGGACACCAAAUGCUGCUCCAGUUAAAAAGGAAUCUUCGCCAUCAUCCGGUGACUUGAACGAUAAGAUUACAAAGCAAGGCAAUUUGGUUCGUGAUUUGAAGUCACAAAAAGCCGACAAAUCAAAGAUCGAUGUUGCCGUAAAAACUUUGCUCGCUUUGAAAUCUGAGUUCAAAACACAAACUGGAAAAGACUGGAUGCCAGGCGCAAUCGCUCCAGAAGUCAAACCAAUUGCUGCUGCCCUACAAGCUGGCGCCCAAUCUGCCAAUAUUGUUGAUAAAAUUGUGAAGCAAGGCGAUUUGGUACGGGAUUUGAAGACAAAGAAGGCAGACAAGUCACAAAUUGAUGCUGAGGUGAAAACAUUGCUCGCGUUGAAGGCUGAAUACAAAGCCCAAACAGGCCAAGAAUACAAACCAGGAGCAGCACUCGUUGCAAGUGCUCCACAACCAGCUCAAUCACAAUCACAAUCACAACCACAAUCCGCUGAUAUUGUUUCAAAAAUUGUGAAGCAAGGCGAUUUGGUGAGAGAUUUAAAGGCGAAAAAAGCCGACAAAUCACAAAUCGACACCGAAGUGAAAACUUUGCUUGCACUGAAAGUUGAGUACAAAGCGCAAACUGGUCAAGACUAUAAGCCAGGCGCCGCUCCUGUAGCUGCUGCACCACAGCCAACGCAAAGAAGUUCGGAUAAAUCCGCCGAAUUGAACGAUAAAAUCGCUGCACAGGGCAAUGUUGUACGUGAUUUGAAAGCGAAAAAAGCCGAUAAAGCAACAGUUGACUCCGAAGUGAAAAAACUGUUGGCAUUGAAAACCGAAUUCAAAACGUUGACAGGAAACGAUUGGAAGCCUAAUGCCAACGCUACUCCUGCUGCGAAUGCCAAACCAGCAGCAGCAGCAGCAACAACAACAACAACGACAGCAAUGGCACAACCAGCGAGUGACGCAACACAGUUGAGCGUCCAAAUUGCACAACAAGGCAACGUUGUACGCGAUUUGAAGGCACAAAAAGCUGACAAAGCAAAAAUCGAUAGCGAAGUAAAAACUUUAUUGAGCUUAAAAGCCAAGUACAAAGAAUUAACUGGACAAGAUUGGAAGCCAGCGGGCGAUGCAGGCAAUGCUCCACGUCCAAAGGCACCAAAACCAGCCAAGGAGGCAAAACCAAAACCGGUCGAAAAAGAGAAACCAGCUGAUAAGGAUGGUGGUGCAAAGAAAGUGACUCGCUUGGGUUUGGAAGCAACAAAAGAAGAUAAUUUACCAGAAUGGUAUUCGCAAGUGCUCACAAAGGCUGAACUCAUCGAAUACUAUGACGUGUCUGGGUGCUACAUUCUGCGUGAUUGGUCAUUUGCCAUUUGGAAAGUGAUUCAACGGUGGUUCACCGAAGAGAUUGAAAAAUUGGGUGUGAAGGAAGUUUAUUUCCCAAUGUUUGUGUCAAAGGCUGCUUUGGAGAAAGAAAAAGAUCACAUUGCUGAUUUCUCGCCUGAAGUUGCUUGGGUCACCAAAUCUGGUGAAUCCGAAUUAGCUGAACCGGUUGCCAUUCGACCAACAUCCGAAACAGUUAUGUAUCCAACAUUCGCAAAAUGGGUUCAAUCGUACCGUGAUCUCCCGAUUAAAAUCAAUCAAUGGAGCAACGUGGUGAGAUGGGAAUUCAAACAUCCACAACCUUUCUUGCGCACACGUGAAUUUUUGUGGCAAGAAGGACACACUGCUUACGAAAAGAAAGAAGACGCCGAUGCUGAAGUCUUAACCAUUUUGGAUCUUUACUCUCGCAUCUACUCCGAUUUGCUUGCAAUUCCAACGAUGAAGGGAAGAAAGACCGAAAAAGAAAAGUUUGCUGGUGGUGAUUACACAACCACCGUUGAAGCUUAUAUUGCAGCCAGUGGCCGAGCUAUUCAAGGUGGCACCAGUCAUCAUUUGGGUCAGAACUUCUCGAAAAUGUUCGAAAUUGUCUACGAAGAUCCAGAGACGAAGGAAAAAAAGUAUGUUUACCAGAAUUCAUGGGGUCUUACAACACGUACUAUCGGUGUAAUGAUUAUGGUGCACGCUGACAACAAAGGUCUUGUAUUGCCACCGAAUGUGGCUUCAAUUCAAGCGAUCGUUGUACCAUGUGGCUUAACAGUUAACACCAAACCAGAAGAAAAGGAAGAGCUCUUGAGCAGCUGUAAAUCGCUAGAAGCGACGCUAAAAGCAGCUCAAGUUCGUGUCGAAGGUGAUUACCGUGAAAAUUACUCACCGGGUUGGAAAUUCAACCAUUGGGAACUCAAAGGUGUUCCAAUUCGUAUUGAACUCGGCCCGAAGGAUAUGAAAGCCAAGCAAUUGGUUGCUGUACGUCGUGACACCGGUGAAAAGUUGACAAUUCCAUUGAGUGAAGUGCCAAUAAAAAUUCCAGCUUUGCUCAAACAAAUCCACAGCGACAUGUUCAACAAGGCAAAGGCAGAUUUCGAUAAACAUAUUUGUCUUGUUCACAGCUGGUCUGAUUUCGUCGGUGGACUGGCAAAAAAGAAUUUGCUAUUGGCUCCAUUCUGCGGUGAUCAAACUUGCGAGAAAUAUAUCAAGGAUGACAGCGCCAACAACGACGCUGACACCGAAGUUGGAGCAUUGGCAAUGGGAGCCAAAUCAUUGUGCAUACCAUUCGAACAACCAAAAUCGCUUGACGCCAACGCAAAGUGUAUACAUCCAAAAUGCACACUCAAACCAAAAGCCUACACUCUCUUCGGAAGAAGCUAUUAGAAUCAUUCAAUUCUCAUUAACCGUUUUGCAUUUUCUCGCAUUUGUUUUAGCCGAAACAUUUUUGAAAACUUUUUCCCCUUUACAUUGAAAAGAAGAAGAAGAAGGAAUCAAGUUUUGUUUUCUAUCUAAUUAACGUUCGAAUAAACCUAAUAUUUUAUACAAAUUUCAA